AUGGAGGGCGCUCUUUUUAACGCCUUGCCGCCUGGUUCCGAAGAGGCGGCGGCACUGGAGGCUUCACAGGUGGAGGCGCUAGCUCGCCUCAGCGCGUUGCGCGGGGAGCUCGAGGAGCUCUUGACACGAUCCGCUGUACUCCGCAAGGAUUACGAAGACCUCGUCCCUCGUUGUCGCCGCACCGUGCGGGCGAUCGGGGAUGAACUGGGCCUGUUGGAAAAACGCGUCGCGGAGUGUCACGGACGGGCCCUCGACCUUCAGACAAGUUCCCGAGGGGAUACUUAG
Messenger RNA from Trypanosoma grayi, 285 nucleotides. RefSeq lists its product as hypothetical. NCBI's taxonomy places the organism in Eukaryota, Euglenozoa, Kinetoplastea, Trypanosomatida, Trypanosomatidae. Bases 1 to 285 code for a protein of 94 amino acids. The transcript has a single exon. The record is from RefSeq and is a predicted model, not a curated record.